UUUAGUUUGCUAUUUGUUUGCUAUUUGCACGAAACUUUGUUGCCUUUGUAGUUUUUUUACGUUUUGAAUCUGUUAUGGGUAUAGUGUAAUAUUUGUUAUGGUGGAAUCCUGACUCUGCUAUGGAAGUUGAGAAGCUUUUGCGCGCGCUGGAAGCGCUAAGCACGACUUCGUCGGGCUUGACGCAGUCGGAUAGCGGAUCGACAUCGACCGUCAACUCAGCUCAGACAGGCGUUUCCCAAGAGGCUGGCGCGCUUCCGCUGAAGAAGCCAAGUUUUAUCAAACGGAGAAGUACCAGCAAAGUUCUCGGCGUGGCUCCAGCCGAGAGCAAAGCUCGUUUGCUGGCGGAGAUUGGUGAAGCGCUGACGGCCGGUGUAGCUGCGGAGAAGAAUGCGGGCGGUAAGGAUCUGGCUGGACAUUUGGCAUUGGCCAUCGAACAUCUGCUGGCCUGCUGCGACGAUGCAGACGCCAGCGUCCGUCUGGCCGCGGAGGAAUCGCUCAACGCCAUCCUCAAGGAGCACAUUGUGGCCCACCCCGUCACCGUGCUGAUCGAGCUCUUCAAGCAGCUGAAGAAGAACGACAAGCCGCGCUGUCUGCGCGCCGCCUGGCUGCGUUUGGCCUUCUUCUCCAACUACGCCAAGCCGCAACGCUUUCGUAAUCGGGCAUUUGUUGUCAAUCUGCUGCCGUGUAUCAUCCAGCUGGCCCGCCACGAGGAGGAUGUCUUGCAGGAAGCACUGGCGGAGGGACUGCCCCUGGUGCUGAAGGUGAUGGGCAUCUACCUCACCGAGGCGGAGAUCAAGUCGCUGGCUCGCACAUUCCUGCCUUCGCUCAGUUUGGACAGCCCCGUCAAGCGGCGGACGGCGGCUGCCAAUCUUGUGACGAUCUGCCGCUAUUCCAAAAAGCCCGAACUCUCCUUCCACUGGCUUCUGCAGGGCUUACUCGGACUGGCCCGAUCGUCUGCCGAUAACGCUUUGUCGACAGUUUACUCCGGGGUGUUGCUGACCCUGAAAAAUGUUCUCAGCUUCCUUUCGAACCGUCCCAGUCUUUCACAGAAUACCUUGCUGCACGGAGACGUCAGCAUCCUGAUUCAGAUUCUUCGAUUGAUACUCGAUUGCUGCGACCAGAAGGACCACAACGUGCAGGGCUUCGCAUUGGACGCUCUACACGCCCUUCUUAACUACCCCAAUGACGCUUUCCACGCUGCACUGGCUUUGCGCGGUGCCUUGGCGGAUCUCCAAGUGUCGCCGUCCGAUUCAAAUGCAUCGUCUGACUUCAGCCUUAAUUUCGGAGACCAGCCAGCGGAGAGUUCUGAGGAGGUUAUUACCUUGGAAGAAAUCUCCGCUGAAGCGCUGGCCACUCCGGCGGCUCCCCUCAUCGGAGCGCUGGACGCCGCCAGCGAGAUUUCAGAUGUGGCCAGUGUCAUGUCCAGCGUGGAGGACGCCUUCACAUCCGCCGACGACAGCGAUUAUGUCCUGGCCGAUGACGAAUCUCCGGUGACUGAGGGGCCGGAUUUUAAUGAGGAGGUUAAUCGGGAUCUUGAGAGCGAGGAAGACAGUGUGGAAGAGGCUUCCCAAAGCCAGGGCGGGUCUGAUGAAAUGGUUGCCGGUGCCAUUGGUGCCCUUUUUGAUGCUGACGAGGCUGCGUUGACUUACAUUGCACGCUACUUAUGCUUUCGCUUUCUGAUGAGCCCCGAUGGAGCUUCCAAGAGUGGAGUGCGUGUUAGUGUGCAGAACAGUGCUCUUGUCUGCUUGGCGGAUGUUAUCUGCAAGCAACCACAAUUGUUGUCGCAACCAUUAUUGAUCGAUCGUUCGGAAGAUUUACCAUCCAUUUCGGCUGUUUUAGUGUUUUUAUCUCACAACGAUCCCUUGCUGCAAGCCCACGCGGCAGUUAUAGCCAGUCUGCAGAUUGCCGAUAGCGCCCUGUCAUCCGGAUCGCUUAAUGUAGACACGGAGAAUAUUGAUAAAAUGCUGCACAUUGUGCACAGUGAUUCAGCGACAGCGGGAAAAGUGGCUUUAGAUGCUCUGGGUAUUUGCACAUUACCCCUGCUGUAUUCCUCUCGCCAAGCUCCUAGAGCGCUGCUGGUCGUGCAGAGCGUGGUGGAUAUGCUAGACAACGAACAGAAGGAUUUGUACUGGCUGAUCAAAGUGGAGUUGCUGCAGUUCUUGCGCAGUGUUCCUCUGAGCUGGUGUCUGUACGUGGAAGACAUGACAGGGAGGGAAGCACACCGCAAAAGCGAUAUACUGCAGAGCGUUUUGAGGACCGUGCUGAAGCGGUUGAGCGAUGCCGAUCCGCGGGUCGCCCGCGCGGCCAUCGACACACUAUGUUGGUUGCCGUACAGUUUUGCUUUCCCAGAGAUGGCUUCAGAGGAGACAUAUCGGGCCGUUAGGAAACAGUACGAAGAGUGUAUGAAACAUAUUGGCGAAGGUUUGUGGUUUUCUAUGCAAACUGGACUGAUUUUUCCGUAUAACGUUCAUGACCUGUCGCGGACGAUUUCUGCCGUGGAGGACGUGGUGUCCAUUAUUGUCGGCAAUGUACUAGAUCUGCUUAUCUCGGGACCCAAGCGUGAAGACUUACACGGACUGAUCAGCGCAUUGUCCCGCCUGUCCACGCUCUUUCCGCCCACGGUGUACUCGCGUUGCUGGUUUGGUCCGAUAGACGAAAACGAUCUCAACUCUGGAAGAGUUAGCUCCUCAGCGACUGGAGUAUUGCGGCGUCUGCUGGAAUUGGCGACAUUCAACAGCAUUGCUGCAGAUUUGGUGGUGCAUGCAGAUAUCUUACGUCUCAUCGGCAACCUCAUAGCUAGUUUGGCGUUUACGGUGCAUGGUAAAGCAAAACCUUCCGGUGCUGCUGAUGAGUCACUAUGGAUUUUUGCGGGCGACUCUCUGCUUCGGAUCUUGGUUGAAGCUCUUUUGAAGCAUUUGGCCAGGGUACUGAACAUCACCAAAGCAGCUAGCGAAGGUCAUAAGGCCACGGAUGUGUUCCCGUCUCUCCGAUCGGCCAUUUUCUUACCCACAACUCAGGCCAUCAGCAACACCUUGCGGCGGAAGACGGAUAGGAAAGGCCGGAGCCUGUUUGACGUUAAAGGCAAGGCCAGCCUAGGCGCACUGCACUCGGCUGAUGUGUACGCCUCUCUGUUCGACGCCUUGAAGAAGUCCUGGUUGAAGCGACGCUCCGUCUUAUCACAGGACAGUCAUGCUGACAGGUUUCGGUCUCUGCUGUCGGCUGUGCUAGUAUGUUUAGCACAGACACUGGAGAUUGUUCCGGCGGAAAUGGUUUCCCAGCAUACGGAGGAGAUCAUCCGUUACGUGCGAGCGACCAUCAGCGUGGACGGGCCUGCAUCCAUCUACUGCAUUCAACAGCUGUUGCGUUGCCUUUUCGCAUGCAAUAUCGGCCAGACCGACAAUCACACCCUCCUCAAAGAUGUCCGUGUGCACUUUACACCGCUGCCGGCAGAGCGAAACGUCCUGGCGGCAUUCGUGGAAGACAAUCAGCGAGCGCGUGACUUUUCGCCGCUGUUUGUCACCUUUCCCAUUGAACAUGUCGCGAUAGGAGGAGCCACCGCUUCCGGUGGCGCCAACGAGGAAGAGUGGGGACAGCGGUGGGCACGCAGCUGGGAAACGCGACGAUUGGAGGAUCUUGAGGCGUUGUUUAAGAGCUAUUCCAAGGAGAAGCGCGCGGCCAUGUCGGAAACCAUCCGACAGUUCGAGUCGGUGGUGAUCAGGUCGCUGCAGCUCUACACCUGUACCACCGAUUCGACCACCCAGGUGCAGGUAUUGGAUCUGCUGGUGCUUCUCCUCCAGCUGCACGUUAACUACAACGUCCUCGACGGGGAGCACAUCUUCCUCAAGUACGCCCUCAAGCAGGUUGAGCUGAUGGAGUACGGCCAGGUCGCCGAGGACGACACGGCGCUCUUGCUGCCCUACUUAUUCCGCUUUUUCAUCCACCUGUCGCAUGACAAAUUCAUCUUCCAGCAGCGGAUUUUGACAUACGGGCACAUCAUGCAGCUGUGCGAUAGUCUAAUGGCUUCCGGCCGGGGAGUACUGUCGGUGCUCAGUCUGCUCUUUGACGACGCGGUAUACCGGAAGUGGGCCAACAGUGUGGGUCCGGAAGAACGCGACGCCCAGCUGGAAGUGGUACUGUCCAUGGUAAUCAGGUGUCUGCCACAGCCCGACGCUUUCGCACUCUUGCAUCGUUUCGUCAUUUACCAGCUGAGGAACAGCGCUGGACUUUACGAACUCAAGACGCGCGAUCUCGUGGAAUCGGCAUUUAGCAAGCUUUCACCUUCUCAAUUAGCGUGCUCCAGUCUGCAAGAUUUCCAGCGGAUCUCAGCGUUCUUGGACGUAAUCAGGAGUCAGAACUUGAUUGAGUCACCGUCAUUUGAGCGUUUCUUUCAGUCGCUGGUUCGCUGUGAAACGCCCCCCGUCGCGUCGUUAGCAUUCCUUUCCACCGUUAUCGAUGGCUUCUUUUCCAACGGAAUGGUCCGACCGUUAUUGAAACUGUUUGCCAACAUUAACCAAAACCACCCACUGGAAAGCCCCGGCGAAGCAGCUCACGACGCGGCGGCGGUGCAGUUUGUCAAUAACGUGUCGGCCAUGUUGGACGUGUUGGGCCGGCACCCGUCUUCCGGAUCCCUGUCGGACUUUGUGCAGUGCAGUCUGUUGAAGAGCCUUAUAUAUUUUGUGGAGAUGGUGGCCCAGGGCAGCCUGAAGACUGUCAUGCGGGAUAUCCAUGCCGAACGGGCGCAGGACCCAUGCUUAUCGGUGGUAUGCAUGGUGGCCUGGAUGCGCUUCCGCUACGCCUCCACCGGCUGCGAUCUGGAACCGCGCUUCUGGAAUCGCAACUGCAAAUUCCCCUUAAAAGAACAUAUUGUGGAUGUUACGUGGAACCUGGUGCGCUCUCCCGUGGAGGCGGGCGUCUUGCCCUUCACGUGCCGCGAAGAAGCCGUGCGAUUGUGUCAGGAUUACUUGAACGAUGAGCUGUCCACAGUGGAAGUGGAGAUGCUGCAGGAGCGAUUCGGAAAGCAUUCAGUGGGGCUAAUGGAGAAACUGUUUGCCGGCCUGACCGGCGUAAGUGCCUUUGUCAUUCAGCCGUUAUUCAGCCGGCCGGGCAGUUCAGCCAUCCAGCAGGGACUGGUCGAUGUAAUGCGGAAUGAGGGUGGUAACAUAGAUGCAUCUGUGUUGACAGCGGAAGGGAAAGAGGCCCUGGUGGAUGCCUGGGCUGAGGAGAGAUACAGUCAACUUAAGAAAGUGGUAACAAAUUUAGCUGGACAGAAGGAGCCAGGAACACAAAGCGGUACGGCCCCAACCGAUCAUACUUCGAUGUGGAUACCGGGUUUCGUGCAUUGGGUAGCUUUGAACUCUGCGGAUGAUAACGCCGACAGCAUCGCGGCGCUGAUGAGGCUGCUGAAUGAAGAGACGGUCUUGACAAUUCUCACAGAUCAGAAUUUCAGCCCGACUAUCCUGCGCAGUUGCUUCCGUGGCAAGUCUGAGCAGGGUGGCCUGGCGGCGUUUGAGCCGGAAAAGUUGUCCGUUCUGUUUCGCGCCGCAGCGGAUGUUUUGCUGCAAAAAGUGACCGACUGCACUACAGAGGAUCACAGAGCGUUGACUGUCAGCCACAAAGGGCAGCGCUUGUGGGUGGUUUUGGCGGGAGCGCUGGUUGAAUACGGAGGGCGGCUGGUGCGUGUCAGGGGGACAGUCCCGGAUGAUGUAAUGGGGAAUUUUAUUGAGUUUACUCUUCUUGGACUUCAGCUGGCGGCGAUACCGACAUGCAGCUACGGCCGCCUGCUAUACCGCCGUAGUGUCCAGUGCCUCCUCGUAUGCCUUCAGUUGCCCAUGUGGUCCCAUUGGCUGCGGACGCAUCCAUCGGAGAGCGAUAGAAUUGCGGAGAGUGUGGCACGUGCGGUGCAGAAGGAAUACCGCUUCUGCGCCGAAGAGCACCUGCUAGAGCGAGAGAAUGUACCCGUUAUGGCGCUGACGGAAUGGUUUGACCGACGUUUUCCUCUUAGCGAUGGCCCGCUUUCCGGUGUCAUCCAAGGAUUAGCUCGGUUUCCCUCUUUUGUGGACAUGGUGCGCAUUCCCGCUUCCAUAUAUAAAUCCGGUUGGAAAGCGGGCGAGGGGGAAAGCAGUUCCAUCCCCGUGGAGUUCUUGCAAGAGUUGAGCGUUCUGAAAGAGUUCAUCGGUCGUGUGGGCCACUUUGGAUGGAGCAGUCGACGGAGCUUCGAGGAGAUCUGGAUGGCACUGCUCAGUGUUCUCAGCUCGGUGCCCAUUGACGAAGAGAGCGCGGCGGACGAAGCCUUGCGUGAGGACAGCACGGUCAGUCGCAUUGCUGGCGGACGCAUGGCGCUGCGCUGCAUAACCGGCCUACUUUUGGAAUCGGUGCUGGCUGGCCACCCCGGGAACCGUUUGGCUAGGGACGAGCCGGCACUGCCUCCGCAGUCCCCACGUCGACGUUUAGACAGCUUUUACGCGCGUGUCAGCCGGAGCAGUUGCAACAUGGCCAGUGAGGAGUCGUGGGUGCAGCAGCAGUUUGCUGGCCUGGCGCAACGACCAGCCUACUUCCAUUUGUCGCACUUUGACGGACUUGAGGAGUCUUCCUGUCAUUGGGUGAUGAAGGGGUCGCCACAGGCCGCCGGCGCAACGGUUGAGGAUUUACGGACCGGUGACAGCAACCAAAUCGACUUGAAGAGCUGUCUUAAGUUCGUCAUGGAUCUUUACAGUCAUUGGACAUCCGAUGAAAAGCUGAAAAGACUGUCACCCUAUAUUCUCGAUGAACUCAUCAAAUCGACUAUUUUGCUCUCAAACAUCUUUCACGACCAAAAGAAUUUCGGUUGGAUGUUUUCGCUGGUGCGGCAGAUCGUCCGUUUGAAGAAUGCCGAGGAUAGCAUGUUUUACGGCCAUAUGAUGGACGCUGUUGGCAAGGUGGCUUCGGUUAUGGAUGAGGAAAAAGACGCAGUGAGCUUGCUUAAGAAGUCGGCGGAAGGCAGAGCCAGUCAGUCGUUGGCUAACCGCAUUUGUUGUGCGCGAAUGCUGCUGCGUCUGCUGCAACAGCAUCAGCCCGGCGACGUCGCUUCAGGAAAGACCGUGCAGUGGCUGCUCAACUUGUCCACCACCAUCUACGAACUGGAGAGCAGGGCACGCAUUACCUGCGGUGAUUUGGGUAGCAUCUUGUACAGCAUCCUGGCGACGGAGAUAGACUUCUUCGUGGCCAAGCCCAAGGAAGCCAGCGUCAAUCCGUAUCAGGACGCUCUCCUCCUGCAGCUGCACGCGGCGCACACAUUGUCCUUUCCCUCGCUAAAGAGCCUGUUGCUGGCCCUGGCGCGGUACUUAAUCGACAAGCGCCCUCUGGACGGCGUUUUUCGUGAACAGCUGAUCAAGACCGCUUUGGAAAGCAUUAAUCUUCCGCCUCCUCGAUCGCUCCUUAUCUUCGGCUUUCUCCUUUGCUGUGUAGAUCCAGACGGAGAAGAAGUUUCUGGCCGCAUCAGCGCAGACGUCGCCAGUGCUGCUAUGAUGGACAUUCAUAGUGAUCCCUUGUUGAUCCAGGCCCUGGAGAGACUGGCGCUGAUUCAGCAGCGCAUCGGCCGCUGCUACUGCGCUGAACAGAGAAUUCUGGGCGACCUCUUUCUUACCCUGCUGACCAACAAGAUGCCCCUGCAUGAAGUCAUUAACCGCGCCAUGGCCGAGUUCCAGUCAGCCGCGCCUCCGCUGCUGCCUUUCGCGGCCCGGCUCAUGGCCACGGUGGUGCAACAGCUGAAACGCCACCGCCUAGAAUCCGUGGUGGAAGAAUGGAUCAGUUUGUCUUUCGCCAACUUCGCCCAGCGCCAGCCGCCGGCAGUGGCCGUCUGGAGUCUGGCCUGUUUGUUUGUCUGUGCUUCUACUGCCGGUCUGACCGCGAUCUUUCCAUAUCUGCAGUUGCGGGGCCCGGUUUUGGACCCCUACCUGCGUGAAGUGUUUCUGCGGGCCGCGCACGAUUUCAGAAGGCAGAUGCAAAUAGAACCCGUACGCCAACUCUUUCUGGCCACUGUCCGUACGGCAACGACACAACAAAGCAGCGACAUUAUUCUCCGAGAGCUCUGCAGCCUUGUCGCCGGAUCGGCCGAUGAUGCCUGAUGCCUCGUUGGGGUUGCCCAUGUUUUGGGUCAGUGUGGUGUCUCUGGUCGCGUAGAAAUUUUACGAGAGCUGCAUUCUGUGAAUGCUGCAUUUGCUAGCGCCAACUGUGAUUAUUAUGACUUGGAUUUCAAUGCUUUUGAUGUGUCAGUUUUUUAUAAAUCAGGCAGACGGAAUUUGAAAUUUUUAUUAAUCAGUAAAUACAGAAGAAUACGAAUCACUGUAAUCAAUAAAAAAGUGGCAAUAUAAUCAGGUGUACAGGUGCA
Molecule: messenger RNA, 8365 nt
Organism: Paramacrobiotus metropolitanus
Lineage: Eukaryota; Metazoa; Tardigrada; Eutardigrada; Parachela; Macrobiotidae
Product: huntingtin-like
Exons: 21
Coding region: 120-8102 (2660 amino acids)
Cellular component (GO): cytoplasm
Source: RefSeq, a predicted model, not a curated record